AUGGCGGUGUCGUCCUUGAGUCCUAUGCCGUUGAAAGCCGUCACUCACCUCAUCUUUGACUUGGACGGCACCCUUCUGGAUACUGAACGUCUAUAUACCACUGUGUAUACAGAAGUCUGUGAGAGCUAUGGAAAGAUUUUCACCUGGGACUUGAAAUCCUCAGUUAUGGGAAGAAGAGCACUGGAGGGAGCAGAGAUCAUGCGAACUGUCCUUGGUCUUCCAAUCACCAAAGAAGAAAUAGUGAAUGAAUGUGAAAUUAAGCUUAAAAAAUUGUUUCCCACAUCGGCAUUGAUGGCAGGAGCAGAAAAACUAGUUCAUCAUUUACAUCGACACAACAUACCCAUAGCUGUUGCCACUAGUUCAGCUCGAGAGCCAUUUGAAAUGAAAACGACUCAACACAAAGACUUCUUUAAAUUAUUUCAUCAUAUUGUGUUGGGAGAUGACCCUGAAGUGAAGAAUGGCAAGCCAGCACCUGAUAUAUUUUUAGUUUGUUCAAAGAGAUUUAAGCCUCCGUCACCUCCAGAAAAGUGUCUUGUAUUUGAAGAUGCUCCAACUGGUGUCAAAGCAGCUCUGGCAGCUGGAAUGCAAGUAGUUAUGGUUCCAGAUGAAAACCUGAACAAAGAUCUCACAAAAGAAGCAACUCUAGUACUUCAGUCUAUGAACCAUUUUAAACCUGAACUGUUCGGUUUACCACCAUUUCCCUGA
Messenger RNA from Eublepharis macularius, 705 nucleotides. RefSeq names its product pseudouridine 5'-phosphatase (gene PUDP). The transcript is spliced from 4 exons. Bases 1 to 705 code for a protein of 234 amino acids. Gene Ontology annotation, molecular function: phosphatase activity. The record is from RefSeq and is a predicted model, not a curated record. NCBI's taxonomy places the organism in Eukaryota, Metazoa, Chordata, Lepidosauria, Squamata, Eublepharidae.